This is a messenger RNA of Suillus paluster, 1566 nucleotides long. Its product is annotated as acid protease. NCBI's taxonomy places the organism in Eukaryota, Fungi, Basidiomycota, Agaricomycetes, Boletales, Suillaceae. Gene Ontology annotation, biological process: proteolysis. The transcript has 8 exons. The coding region runs from base 319 to 1533 and encodes 404 amino acids. The record is from RefSeq and is a predicted model, not a curated record. Gene Ontology annotation, molecular function: aspartic-type endopeptidase activity.
AUUCAACUCUUAUCAUGUUUCAAAAGAUGUUCUUUGCACCGAUUCUUUCAAGAACCAAUAUGAUAUCAAGGUAAAUACUCUGAGCGAUCACUGGGCGGCUGUCGGCGCGAAGAUCUUGGCUCCUGCAAUGUGGAUAUUGCAGUAACCAAUAGAACAUCCAGAAGUUCACUUCUGCUGCUCACAAGAAUUAAAUCCCAGAUUGCGAAUAUCACAUGGCCAAGGUGGAGGUCAACGCAUAUAAAGUCUUUGCGUUGGUCAUUGAAACCUCAAUUCGAGUUGGUCUCACUCGGUACCUUCGAACGCCAUCAGCCUGCCCAAAUGUUCCCCUCUAAGGCUCUCCUGUUUAUUCUCCUCGUUGCGCUGUCCUCUGUGGACGCAUCUCCCUUGCGCCGUGAGGAUGGCAGGGUAACCCUCAGCUUCGCCGCUAGGGUGAACGCCAGGGGUGCCGUUAAUGUCGCCGCAGCCGACAGGGCUCGCGCUCAGGCGAUGAAGCAGGCUGGUUCCAAGGGCAAGCGUACUGGCAAAUCCUCUUUCAGCAUAACCAACUCUGUCGUUUCUUACACUGCCCAAGUUGGUGUCGGCAGCCCCGCCACUGAGUAUACACUUAUCAUUGAUACGGGCAGCUCCAACACCUGGGUAGGUGCAGACACACCAUACAAUCCCACUAGUACUAGCGUGGAUACUGGUAACACUGUCGACGUCUCUUAUGGUUCCGGUUCUUUCUCCGGAGAGGAAUACACGGACAAAGUUACUUUAUCUUCUGGUUUGGUCAUUGCUACACAAUCUAUCGGAGUCGCGAGCCAAGCAACCGGCUUCGACGGCGUGGAUGGGAUUCUCGGAGUCGGACCGACUGACCUGACGGAAGGCACCGUCUCUAGCGUUGAUGAAGUCCCCACUGUCAUCGACAACCUUUACAGCCAGGGACACAUCGGCACAUCAGCCCUCGGGAUCUACUUUGUUCCUGCCUCUGCCCCUAACAGCGCCGGCGAGCUUACCUUUGGUGGUCACGAUAGCUCAAAGAUAACGAGCCCAGUGACCUACGUCCCUCGCACGACCACGUCACCUGCUAGCAAUUACUGGGGUAUCGACCAGUCUAUUGCCUAUGGGCAUUCCACCAUUUUGUCCGAGACUGCUGGUAUUGUCGACACCGGCACGACUCUCGUCCUCAUUGCCUCCGAUGCGUUCAGCCAGUACCAGACUGCCACUGGUGCUACGAUGGAUGAGACCACUGGUCUCCUGACGAUCAGUUCUGAUCAGUAUGCUAAGCUGCAGUCCCUGACGUUCAAGAUUGGCGGCAAGGCCUACGUCCUGACGCCCAACGCCCAAAUCUGGCCCCGUUCCCUCAACAGUGACGUGGGCGGCAGCAGCGACAGCAUCUACCUUAUCGUUUCUGAUUUGGGCAGCGACUCUGGUUCUGGCUUGGACUUCAUCAACGGUUAUGCAUUCCUUCAACGCUACUACUCGGUCUUCGACACUACCAACAGCCAAAUCGGCUUCGCAACUACCUCAGAUACCGAUGCCGUGUGCAACUAACAUAACCAUCUUCUGACUUGACGCUCAUAUGCG